Molecule: messenger RNA, 935 nt
Organism: Coturnix japonica (Japanese quail)
Lineage: Eukaryota; Metazoa; Chordata; Aves; Galliformes; Phasianidae
Source: RefSeq, a predicted model, not a curated record
AUGACGCGCCGUUAUCGAAGAACUGAAAGAGAAGGAGCGAGCUCUGGACCGGGAGAUCGCGGAGCUGCUGUCCGAGUACGGCCCCGUUACAGCCCCGUUACGGCCCCGUUAUUGUCCCGAGGGUACAAUGUGGAGGAAUUGGAGAAGCACAUCUCUCUGCUCCAUGAGUAUAAUGAAAUUAAAGAUGCUGGGCAGAUGCUGCUGGGCAAACUGGCUGUUAUCCGAGGGGUUACUACGAAGCAGCUGUACCCUGAGUACGACCUGGAGCUCAAUGAUUAACAUGGGACCCAUAGACUGCUGUGACCUGCAGACCUGACUGCUGCAGGGCUGUUGUGUUUGGGUGUCGUGCCCAUUUAGAGCCAACAGAAAUGGCUUCUAUGCUGAAUUUCAAGAGGUUUCAUUAGCAGCCACGUUUCUCAGCAGUUUUGGGAUGUGCAAGUUGUGGAUGAUAUCAGCUCAUUCCUGUUUGUGGGAGGGGGAUGUUGGGGCUGUGGACUUGGGGUGCUUUCAGUUUGCUCUGCUACCUCAGAAACCCUAUUUGUAAUUGUUGUUUUGUAAUUGGAACGGCUGUAAACCAAGGUUGAUGCUAAAGCUCUUCCCAAUGAGCCUUUGCUUCCCUGCAGCAUCCAGGCUCAAUCUGGGUAUGUUAACCUGCAGGUGGAGCAGCCUCUGAGUGGAUGGAGGAAAUCAGGGCACACCUGUAUACAAUAGCAAUGGGACAGCUGCUGUCUCAGGAAAGCCAUCAGGAGAAGAGAGGACUGAAGGCUGAAGUUGUGAUGGUGGUUUGGUUCUGAUUGGAUCUGGAGGAGUUUGAGCCAUUUUGUACUUAACUGCUUUAACAUCCAGAGGGUUUGUAUUGUUUCUUUAGUAAUCGGAGCAUUGUGUUGAACUGUCUGACCUGAAUUAAAGCAGCCAUUGCAUCCCUCAGUAAUUCA